AUGCGUGGGUGGCAGGUCCACGUGGCAUACAUGCUUGUUCUCCUGGCGGCCAACUGCGUGUGGUACUUUGCGGGCUAUGCCUCACUCACAGAGGUUCUCGUCCCGGCUGAUGCCCUGCCCAAGACCACGGGCGUGUCGAUGGCGGUCAUUGCCAGCGGCGGCUUGGUGCCGGAUCACGUCCACGAGUCCAAGAUGGAGGUCUUUGUUGUUGUCGCUGCCGACGAGGCCAGCUUACUGAGCGUCCGUGGCAGCGAUGGCGGAGAGGUACAACUGGAUGUCGGCGAUGCGGUCGUCUUCUAUCCUGGCGUCCAGCACGGCCUGCGCAACAUCGGGCCCGGCGAUGUAACGGUCAUGUACUUUGGGCUGGUGUAG
Messenger RNA from Thecamonas trahens ATCC 50062, 372 nucleotides. RefSeq lists its product as uncharacterized. The transcript has 2 exons. The record is from RefSeq and is a predicted model, not a curated record. Bases 1 to 372 code for a protein of 123 amino acids. Lineage: Eukaryota; Apusomonadida; Apusomonadidae.